AUGGCUGAUCAGGAUGAUAAAACAUUACCAACAGAUGGUACUGAAAAAAUUGGUCCAAUAACUUCAAUCUCAGACGUUACAUUUCCUGUUCAUGAAAAAGAAAAUAAUGGUUUAAUUGAUAUACCUCCAGGUAUAUUAAUUGAAGGAAAAUUUCAAUUUAUAAAAUUUCUUGAUGAAGGAGGUUGUGGUACAAUUUUUCUUGUAAAAGAUAUAGCAUCAAAUGCUCAGUAUGCUUUAAAGGCAGUCUCUAAUAAAAUUAGAGAAAAUACUAUUUUAAAUUUUGAAGUUCAAGUAAUGAAACGUUUAAGAAAUAAAAGAAAUGUUUGUCAAUUAAUUUCUAGUGGUAAAAAUAGUCGAUUUUCUUAUGUUAUAAUGACAUUACUUGGACAAUCAUUAUUUGAUUUAAUAAUUCAACAAAAAUUUUUAUCAAAAUCAACUUCAUUACGUAUAUCUAUUCAAUGUCUUUUAGGUAUUAAGCAAAUUCAUGAAGUUGGAUUUAUUCACAGAGACAUUAAAACUGAAAAUUUUUUAAAAGGUGUUGGUAAUGAGAGAAUCAUUUAUCUUGUUGAUUUUGGAUUAGUAAGAGAAUAUGUAAAAUUUAAUUCAUCAAAUCAAUUGGAACAAAGAAAGGCACGAAUUAAAUGUGCAUUUCGUGGAACAACAAAAUAUGCCAGUAUAAAUGCUCACGAAAAUCAAGAACAAGGAAGAAGUGAUGACUUAAUAUCAUUACUUUAUUGCACUGCUGAAUUUCAAAGAAAACUUCCAUGGGAUUUUGAUGAUACUGAUAAAGUUAAAUCAGUAAAAAAAGAAACUUCUCCAGAAACUAUCUUUCCUGAUUUACCAGAAUUGGCUGCUUGCCUUGUUUAUUUGUAUGGAUUAAGUUAUUAUACAAGACCGGACUAUCACAAAAUAUUUACAUGUUAUAAAAAUGAAAUGGUAAAAUUAGGUGUUUCUUAUGAUGACCCAUAUGAUUGGGAAUUAACAAAACGGCAAACAGUAAAAUCAAUAAGAAAAAAACCUGUAAAUGUAGAUAAUGUUACACCAAAUAUCGAAAAUAAAAAACCUUGCCCAUCUAAUCGUACUCAUGCUAAUGGAAAUGUUUUGAAAAAUCGUAUAGCAAAAGCAAAACGUUCAAUAAGAAAGACAUCUAGAAGAAUAAAAAAUUCUUUUCGUAAAAAAAAUAAUAAGACUGAUGAGGAUUCAAAUUUAAUUAAUGAUAAUGAAUUAGUUGAAAAAAGUUUGGAGGCUGAAGAAUCUGCCAGAAAAAAAGAUACUUCACCACUUUCAAUAUUAAGUUUAGAUGAAAUUGAACAAGAAUUUAAAAGAAAUAUAAUUGGUUUCUAA
Messenger RNA from Strongyloides ratti, 1344 nucleotides. Its product is annotated as Asator. The record is from RefSeq and is a predicted model, not a curated record. Gene Ontology annotation, molecular function: ATP binding; protein serine/threonine kinase activity. Lineage: Eukaryota; Metazoa; Nematoda; Chromadorea; Rhabditida; Strongyloididae. Gene Ontology annotation, cellular component: nucleus; cytoplasm. Bases 1 to 1344 code for a protein of 447 amino acids. Gene Ontology annotation, biological process: signal transduction; peptidyl-serine phosphorylation. The transcript has a single exon.